AUGAGCAUAAUAGAAAAGAUGCGACUUAAUAGAUUAAAGUUUUAUAUUUCAGAAAAUAUAUUACCAAGAGAUAAAAAAGACAUUGUACACAUCUGUUUAAGUAAAAUAGAUGCCAUUAAAGCCUUCCUUAGAGAGAAUUCCUAUGUUUUGUUUGUUUCUAUAUUAAUUGUAAUAAUCAACAUAUUAAUACUAGUAAUAGUACAACAAAGGGGACAAAUAUUACAUAAAGCUGAAAAAGUUGAUGCCGAGUGCAUGACUGAUUCCAUUCAAACCACAGGAUUUGGGGCUGUGACUAACUCUGUGCCUACUAUUAACGAAAUGCCAUUCCAAACUAAAACUGGUGAUAUAAGUGAAACUCGGCCUAAAUUAGCUAGAUCUGCCUCUUUUAAUGCUCUGCCAGCUUCUGAUAGUGAAGAUGGCGCUUCCUCAACAAGAAAUUUAGCUAGAAGAUGGGGAAGUGAUGGAAAUUUUGGGACUUUCCAGCAGUUACCAGAAAAUGACAAAAAUAUAUUUUCUGCUGCCAACGGCCAAAAAAGAACUAUUGGCACACAAGUAGAAGAAAAAGAUCUUUUAACUGAUUUAAAUGCCUCUGCAUGCACUGAUUCUAGCAAAAAGUCUCAAAAUAAAUUGACAGGUCAAUUUAAAAAAUUUGGUAAAUCUGUAAAAACCAAAGCUUUAAAAAUAAUACUAAAGGAACCUAAAAAUAAAAAAUAA
Molecule: messenger RNA, 714 nt
Organism: Nematocida parisii ERTm1
Lineage: Eukaryota; Fungi; Microsporidia
Exons: 1
Coding region: 1-714 (237 amino acids)
Source: RefSeq, a predicted model, not a curated record